Acomys russatus (golden spiny mouse) is the source of this 779-nucleotide messenger RNA. It is a transcript of the gene Tmem54, whose product is annotated as transmembrane protein 54. Lineage: Eukaryota; Metazoa; Chordata; Mammalia; Rodentia; Muridae. Bases 16 to 684 code for a protein of 222 amino acids. The record is from RefSeq and is a predicted model, not a curated record. The transcript is spliced from 6 exons.
CUGGCUGGGAACGACAUGUGUCUACGCAUCGGUGGCCUGAGUGUGGGUGAGUUCCGGAAGGUGCUGAUGAAGGCAGGUCUGGUGUUGGUCGUGCUGGGCCACGUGAGCUUCAUCGCAGCUGCUGUGCUCCAUGGCACCAUGCUGCGCUUCGUGGCCACCACCAGUGACGCCGUGGUUCUACAGUACUGCGUGGUGGACAUCCUGUCGGUUACCUCCGCCAUUGUGGUCAUCAUCGCGGGAAUUGCUGCCGUCGUCCUGUCUCGCUACCUCCCCAGCACCCCCUUGCGCUGGGCCGUGUUUAGCCUGAGUGUGGCCUGUGCCCUCCUUUCUCUGACCUGUGCCCUUGGACUCCUGGCCUCUAUCGCGGUGACCUUUGCCACCCAGGGCAGGGCACUACUGGCAGCCUGCACUUUUGAGAGCCCGGAACUCCUGACGUUGGCACCUGAUUGUCCCUUUGACCCUACUCGAAUUUACAGCUCUAGCCUGUGCCUCUGGGUCAUCUCUCUCGUGUUCUGUGUGGCGGAGAGCGUGUCUGCCAUGCGCUGUGCCCAGCUCGUGCGUCGGCUGCUGGAACUGAGGCCCUGGUGGGGAAAAGACUGCCACCACACGAUACAAGCGAGCCCAGAGCCCCUGGACGGCCAUGACCUACUGAGCUGUGCCAGCUCUGUGCAGCUGACCCUCUGACAUCUCAACAGCGCCAUGGCUACUGAGGUGACACGUGACCAAGCCUGCACUGACUAGUGCCCCAACAGCCAUGGAAGCCUAGAUGGAUGGAGACA